AUGGAGGUGGUGGCACCACCAAAGCGACGGGGAAAGCAAAGCCCCAACAUCCACACGCGCCAGGCCGUCAUCCUCUGGCUGCAGGAAACGUACGGGGUGGUGCCCAACUCGGGCCUGUCCACGCCCAAGGAGGACGUCUACAAGGACUACGCGCAAAUGUGUGCGAGGGACGGCAAGUCGGCGAUGGCACGCGCCACCUUCGGCAAGAUUUUGCACGUACCGCUGAGCGACGACGACGAAAGCAACAGCUCGGACGGCCAGCGGCAGACCGACUCCCCGGACUACCCGUCGGCCGGCCACCACUCCGGCGGCGGCGGCGGCAGCGCGCUCGACAGCUAUCCCGGGUACAGCUUGGGGUCUUCCAUGAGCCUCUCUCGGCCCGCAGCGCUGUCGUCGCAGUCGCCCGGGUCUUCCUCUUCGCUCUCCCCUUCGUUCGCAUCGCCUUCCAUGGCCGGGGGAGGAAGCGCGGCGACCAUCGGCGCCUCUCCCUCUCCGCCACCGAGCCCCAUCCACCUCUCCACUUCGCUCCCGCCACUUCCGGUCUACCAUCCUCCCUUCAACCCCUAUCCCUCCGCCAUGCACGGCGGCUACCCCGGCUCGUUCGCGCCAUCAUCGUCGGCCUCGGCCUAUCUGAUGGCCGCCUCUCCGUCGGCAGCCCCUUCCUCGUCACUCUUCCACCCGAUCUCAUCACCUCUGCAGCACCGACGAGCUCCCUCGCCGCCUCCGCACUCCUAUCCGUCGCCGUAUCAUCAACACCUCGGCUCGGGCUACCUUCGGCCCACCACGGCUCUGCAGGAGCCCGCACGAGCGCCUGCGCCCAGCGGCUGGAGCUCGCACGUGGACAGUCUGCUUUAUGACACGAGCGGUGGUUCUGGCGUCACCGGUGCACGGGACUGUGGCUCUGCCGAGCAGCUGUCCCACUACCCCAACAACAGCCAUCACCAACAGCUCCAGCAGCCUAAUCACCUUUCGCCCACUUCAACUUCGCCUGCGGGCAACCUGCCAUGCCACUACCAGUCCCUCACGCCGAGCUUGGCCUCCGGGCCGUCGCCGUCUUCAUCAGGUCCGACCUCGUCGUCUUCUUUCUUUUCGUCGCUCAGGCCCUCUCCCGAAUCCCUGCCGCCCUUUCCACCACCUCACCACCUCCACCGCCAUGGCGCACCUUGA
Molecule: messenger RNA, 1167 nt
Organism: Acanthamoeba castellanii str. Neff
Lineage: Eukaryota; Discosea; Longamoebia; Acanthamoebidae
Exons: 4
Coding region: 1-1167 (388 amino acids)
Biological process (GO): regulation of DNA-templated transcription
Molecular function (GO): DNA binding
Source: RefSeq, a predicted model, not a curated record